AUGUUAGUCUGGCCUGUAAAUCGCUCCGUGUGCCCCGCCCGGGGGUGGCGCCGGGCCGGGGCUGGCCGCGGGGACAGGGCAGGGACGCGCCGCGGUGGUGGCACCUCGGGGACACCCCUCCCCGAGCUGCCCCGGCCGCUGCCAGGGCGGGAGGGUGGCACCUGCGGAGGUGGCGCCUCCCGGGUGGCCCUGCCAGGCUCAGAGGUGGCCCAAGAUCCUGACAAGUCCCAGGUGGCCCUGCCGGGAGGUCCUGACACCCCCCAGGUGUCCCUGGCAGGGUCACAGGUGUCCCCAAGUCAUGACACCCCCCCCAGGUGUCCCUGGCAGGGUCACAGGUGUCCCCAAGUCCUGACACCCCCCCCAGGUGUCCCUGGCAGGGUCACAGGUGACCCCAGGUCCUGCCUCCCCUCUAGGUGUCCCCAGCAGGGUCAGAAUUGUCCCCGCUGGGGGGUGGCCCAAGGUCCUUCCCUUCCACCGAGUGUCCCUGGUGGGGACAGAGGUGGCCCCAGGUCCUGCCCCCUCUCCCGGGAGGUGACCCCAGGUCCUGACACCCUCCAGGUGUCCCUGGCAGGGUCACAGGUGGCCCUGCCAGGCUUGGAGGUGGCCCAAAGUCCUGUGAACCCCUCCCAGGUGUCCCCAGCAGGGUCAGAAUUGUCCUUGCUGGGAGGUGGCCCCAGGUGUCCCUGCCAGGAGGUGGCCCCAGGUGUCCCCAAGGUGUCCCUGCCAGGAGGUGGCCCCAGGUCCUCCCCAGAUGUCCCCAGGGUGUCCCCAAGAUGUCCCCAGGGUGUCCCCAAGGUGUCCCCGCGGGGCUCGGAGGCGGCGGCUCCAGCGGGGCCAUCCCGGCGGUGCUCCCGGAGAAAGGAAGGAAAAGAAGGAAAGAAGGAAAAAAAAAAAACAAAAAACAAAAAAACAAAAAAAGGGAAGAAGGAAGAGAAGGGAAGAAGGAAGCGCCGGGAAGGCUCCAGCAGCGGCCGUGCCACCCCCACGCCAGCCGGACCCCGCCGGACCCCCCGAGCUGCUGCCCCGGCCGGGUGAGAGGAGGGAGCGAGGAGCGCAUGGAUCGAAGCAUGUUUGGGAAUGUCGGGAGGCUGGGGGGGGAUAGCAAAUUCCCGCAGCAAAAAAAAAAAAAAAAACAAAACAAAACAGAAAAAAAGACAGAAACAGGAAAAAAAAAAAAAAAAAAAAGCGCUUUGCCAACGUUUUGAGGGGAGGGGCGGGGGGUGGGAAAGGUUUGAUUUCCUCUGGGCUUGGGGUCUUGUUUUGGUUUUUUUUUGUUUGUUUUUUUUUCCAAAGGGGGAAAGCGUUGAUGGGAAAUUAUUUAAUCUCCGUGCAUUUAUCUAGAGAGCAGCUGAUAAGCCCCAGAGAUAACGAAUUACAGGAUCCUUCCCCCCUCCACACACACACACCCCCUUCCCCACCCCAAAAAAAAAUUCCUGCUCAUCCCUCGUUUUGCAUCUUUUUAAGCAGCUCUAUAUUUGGAAAGAGAGAAUAUCUAUAUAUCUAUAUCUCCA
Molecule: messenger RNA, 1511 nt
Organism: Oenanthe melanoleuca
Lineage: Eukaryota; Metazoa; Chordata; Aves; Passeriformes; Muscicapidae
Exons: 5
Coding region: 1-1035 (344 amino acids)
Source: RefSeq, a predicted model, not a curated record